AUGGGGGAAGAGGUGAGUGUCACCACUUUGCAUAAUGGAAACAGUGGAAACCAUGAUCAGAACCUGGAACUUGACAUUUAUCCUUUGAGUAAUUACUAUUUUGGAUCCAAAGACUCCAUUCCCUUCCGAGAUCUCACUCUACAUCAUCGACUUCUCAGAAUCCAGUCCAACUAUGCUACCCGUGGAUUACGAACUUGUGUGGAGGCUGUCUUACUGGUUGAAUUGUUCAAACAUCCACAUUUGUUGCUUUUGCAAGUAAGAAAUUCCAUCUAUAAACUUCCCGGUGGUCGAUUAAGGCCAGGAGAAUCAGAUACUGAUGGAUUGAAGCGUAAGCUGGCAAAGAAGCUUUCUGUUAAUAAAGAUGGAGAUGAGUCACAAUGGGAGGUGGGUGAAUGCCUUGGAAUGUGGUGGAGACCUGAUUUUGAAACAUUAGUGUAUCCUUUCUUGCCUCCUAACGUGAAACAGCCAAAGGAGUGUACAAAAGUCUUCCUUGUGAAGUUGCCUGCUAGUGGGAAGUUCAUUGUACCCAAGAACAUGAGGUUGCUUGCAGUCCCGUUGUGCCAAGUUCAUGAAAAUCACAAGAUCUUACUUUCACCACAUAUACUCAAAACCCAAAGAUUUUGUACAGCGGAUAUUGAAGCCAACGACAACAAUGAUGCAGCGAAACGACCACAAAAAGUUGUGGUCUUCGAUGCCGUUGAUCAACAAUUUAAGAUAAACGGUGGAAAGGUCAUAGUAAGCUCGAUAAGAUAUAUCAAUUUAGAAGAAUUCAUCCUUGAAGGGGAAAUUGUUGAAAAAUAUAAGGUUGAAAAUGCCACUAGUAAGUUUGAGAAAAUGAAUCAACGUGGAGAAAUUCACAUUUGA
Molecule: messenger RNA, 864 nt
Organism: Sphenostylis stenocarpa
Lineage: Eukaryota; Viridiplantae; Streptophyta; Magnoliopsida; Fabales; Fabaceae
Source: the annotation of a GenBank genome assembly